Culex pipiens pallens (northern house mosquito) is the source of this 1322-nucleotide messenger RNA. It is a transcript of the gene RpIIIC53, whose product is annotated as DNA-directed RNA polymerase III subunit RPC4. The record is from RefSeq and is a predicted model, not a curated record. Gene Ontology annotation, biological process: transcription by RNA polymerase III. The transcript has 3 exons. Gene Ontology annotation, cellular component: RNA polymerase III complex. Gene Ontology annotation, molecular function: DNA binding. Bases 157 to 1272 code for a protein of 371 amino acids. NCBI's taxonomy places the organism in Eukaryota, Metazoa, Arthropoda, Insecta, Diptera, Culicidae.
UGAAUGUUUUGGUUCUGAAACACACAAAAGUUCAGCCACAUUGCGCUUUUCGAUUGAAAUUUCGUUUCAAGUGUUCACAUUCAGGCCAAAAAUAAACCAAUUUUCCCCUGAAAGAAUCGCUCGAACCCCGAGGGCUUCCGGCCUCACUGCGUCACGAUGGAAUCGACGAUCAAGAUCAAGCAAGAACCGGGCCUCAGCCCGAAACCGUCUGCCACGAUUGCAGGCACCGGCCCUCAACCACUGUCCCAACCUGCCACAGCGAUCGUUAAAACUGAACGGCUAACGUCGUUUCGCGUGCCCCGGGACCUGACCCUCGGCGGACUUACCAAUGGACGCGCCGUUAAACCGGCGGCCAACAAGAAGGUGUACACGCCCAACCUGAACGCCGUUCGGAACAAGGACACAAACGUAAAGACUGCCUCGACCGGUCCCAAGCAGCGGAUCAAACCGGAACGGAACAAAGAUGGCAAGGCGGGCGCUGGCCGGGGCAAGAACGCCCUCAUCCAAACGUCCGGCAUCUUCUCGGAAGGGUUGGCCCAGCGGACGCUGCAGCGAUCGCGCUACGAAAAGAUGAACAACUCAGCGCGGGAACCGGGCGAGGCCAUGCGGCGGCCGGUGCUGCGCUCGGAGAUCAAGGUCGACCCGGAGGAGGAACGAAAACGGAUUUGCGACUUGUUUGGGGAGCCGGACGAGGAGGAAGGACUGUUGUCCUCGGAGGGAGCGAAAAAGUACGACGCCAACAUGCCGGUCAAGCUGGACAAUUUGGACUACAAAAUCAAACCGAGUGCCGCCGGCCCGCUAAAGGUCGAGGUCAAGGACGAACUGCUCAAACAGGAACCGGGCGAUUUGCUGGAGGCCAUCAAGGCGAACGCCGGCGCCCAGAACAAUCUGUUCCUGCUGCAGCUGCCGGACGCGUUGCCGGGCAAAACGGACACCGAGGUGCGACGACCUGAUCCGGCGGCCGCAAAACCAGCCGAAGGCACCACCGAGAAUGGGGGUGCCGUGCAGGAUCCUCCCCGGUGUACCGUGCGAGAGCUAGAGGAAGGUUACAUCGGCAAGGUGCUGCGGUAUCGUUCCGGCAAGGUCAAGUUGCUGCUGGGCGAGACCAUGUUCGACCUGACGAUGGGCAUGGACAGCGGCUUUCUGCAGGAGCUCGUGUCGAUCAAUACGAACGCGGAGGAACGAAGUGGGAAUAUUAUCGAUUUGGCCACGAUCAAGGCCAAGCUGAACGCGUCCCCCGACUGGGAGUAUUUGUUCAAAAAGGCAGCGUGAGCAAUAAAAAGGCGAAAAGCGUGUGUAUGAUUUACAGACAAGUGGUUCUA